CAGAAGAAACAUCAAGCAAGCCAUCCGCACCCCUCGAGCUCCGGCGGAAGUGCUGCCCGCGCCGUCCAUGUCGACGCCGCCGCCGCUGCCUCCUAGCCUCCUCCACAUCUGCUGCCUGCACUCACUCUCCAUCGUCCUCCUCCACUUCCUCUACGUGAUCUCCUGAUCCGCCCCCCUCUCCUCAUCCAAAGUAUAGUAGUGGUAGUAGUGUGUUUCCUUUCCUUCUACGUUCUUGUUUCCGUACCUUCUUCUUCCUCCGGCUUGCAAGUAAGUGCUACGUUCUCCACCGCUCCUGGUACACUGGUACUUCUAGGAGCGGGAAUUGCGUGCUCUGGUGUGUUUCUGCGUGAUACUCUACAACAAAUGGAGAUGAUUCCGCCGGCUGCGGCGGCGGCGGCGCCACCACGCCGUGGCGGCGCGGUCACCGAGGAGGAGCGGCAGCGCAAACGGAAGACCUCCAACCGCCUCUCGGCGCAGAGAUCUCGCGUUAAGAGGCAGCAGCGCGAGGACAAUCUGGCCGCGCGCGUGGCCCAGCUCUCGAUCGACAACGAGGCCAUGCGUGUCACCACCGGCCUCGUGCAGCAGCAAUGCAGCCUGGUCGAGCAGCAGAACCGUGUGCUCUUCGCAGACGCUCGUUGCCUCUACAGCCUUCUCCAGCAGCAAAACUCCCAACUCCGCUUGCUCGGGCAGAUCACCGGCGUUCCGAUGGACGUGCAGGAAAUCCCCGUCCACCUCACACAGCUGUACGGCGGCCUGCAGACGCCACCGGCGCCGCCCCUAUCCUUCCCGCCGGAGAUUCAGAUGAUGUUCCAGCCGGAGCAGCUCGAUGAUAUCAUGGACGAUGCAGGGAGUCUCCCGUGGCUCUGACUCGGGAGCGUAUUAUCAUAUUGUGUGUGAUGCGUGUUCGUGUGGUGCUAGUAGUGUGAUGAUGUGAGCUAUGGCGUUGCUGCGACUGUUGACUUGCCCUACUUUUGUUUUGGCACUACGUGAGUUUCUUGUGAACUUGUACGUGUAGUACACAAGAGUGUGAUGUGUUGCUCUAUACUACAAUAUUUGAAUAAAUAAGUCAAGUUUGUGAA
Aegilops tauschii subsp. strangulata is the source of this 1079-nucleotide messenger RNA. RefSeq lists its product as uncharacterized. Gene Ontology annotation, molecular function: DNA-binding transcription factor activity; transcription cis-regulatory region binding. Lineage: Eukaryota; Viridiplantae; Streptophyta; Magnoliopsida; Poales; Poaceae. Gene Ontology annotation, biological process: positive regulation of DNA-templated transcription. Gene Ontology annotation, cellular component: nucleus. The record is from RefSeq and is a predicted model, not a curated record.